CGGAAUGGAAGCACAGUCAAGUACAGUACUUGAAAUGACAAGAUGGGAUGAUCACCCUCAGAUCUCAGAUUCCUCUUUAGUGAAAUCAACAGAAAUUCUUAACCUAGUGUGUAUGUGUACUUGUUAUUCUUUUAUAUUUGCAUAAUGUACACAGUAAUACAGAUUCUUAAUUAAUAUAAAAAAUAUAUAUUUUAUUAAUAAUAUUAAAUAGUAAUAUGGCCCAAGCGUAUGAUAAUUACUACAACGAUUAUCAUAAAAACGCUGAGCUGCAACAAAAUUUAAAGUAUAAGAAAAAGUACCGAAAACUUAAGAGGAUCGUGAAGAAUACCGUAUUUGAAAACGCAGCAUUAUGUGAUCAAGUUGCACACAUGCAAGAGAAUUUGAUGUUGGUUAAAGAGGAAAGACUAUUUCUUCUACGCAAAUUAUGCCAACAACAGGGGGAGGUAGAAUCUAAUUCGACAAGUCUAGCUCGUUCACAAACAAGUAAUACAAAUUCACCAUCACUUAAUCCAGAAUGUACUACACCAAAAAAAACAGUAAAGAAGAGAACUUCUACAGAUGGCUCAGAAUCAAAAAACAAGACAAAAAGAUAUAACAAAACUGCUAGGAGGGUGGUGCAAUUGAUUCCACUGGAUGUACAUGGAAGACCAAUAUUCCCCAUAACUUUGGGUGAUCUUACAAUAUAUUCUCUUGGUGAAGUAGUAUCAGACAGAAUUGCAUAUCAUACAGAAGAGCUUAUAUUUCCAGUAGGUUAUUGCAGUACAAGAGUAUAUGCAAAUUUAAGAGAUCCAAGAACAAAAAGUUUAUAUACUUGCAAGAUAUUAGAUGGAGGUCCAAGACCCAGAUUUGAAAUAGUAUCCGAUAACGACUUAGAUCAACCAUUAGUUGGGUUGAGUCCUGACGAAUGUCACUCAAAAUUAUUGACGGCAAUUUCUCCAAUACUUUGCACAAUUGAUCCAAAAGGCGCAGAUUUCUUUGGAAUUUCUCAUCCUACAAUACAAAAUCUAAUACAAAGUUCUCCAGGAACGCGUAAAUUGGCAUUAUAUAAACAACAACGUUUUGAGGUAAGCAAAAAUCAUGUAAUUGAUCGAGCUACAAGUCCAGUGACAGAAACGGAAACUGAUCCAGGAUUAGGUUUUGCAGCAUUACAUAGACAUUAUGCUUUGAAUUCGUAUAGAGUAAAAGAAGAACCUUCGGAUCAUGACCUAUUAGCACUUCAAGACCUACUAUCAUAAUUACUACAUUAGAAAAUAAAUAAUACAGUUUAUAUUAUAAAUAAAAAGUAAAUAAAAUAUCGUAUACCAUAAAAAGACAA
This is a messenger RNA of Monomorium pharaonis (pharaoh ant), 1315 nucleotides long. Its product is annotated as transforming growth factor beta regulator 1. NCBI's taxonomy places the organism in Eukaryota, Metazoa, Arthropoda, Insecta, Hymenoptera, Formicidae. Gene Ontology annotation, biological process: regulation of cell cycle. The transcript has 5 exons. The record is from RefSeq and is a predicted model, not a curated record. Bases 216 to 1235 code for a protein of 339 amino acids. Gene Ontology annotation, cellular component: nucleus.